This is a messenger RNA of Aspergillus affinis, 1293 nucleotides long. Its product is annotated as N2227-domain-containing protein. The coding region runs from base 1 to 1293 and encodes 430 amino acids. NCBI's taxonomy places the organism in Eukaryota, Fungi, Ascomycota, Eurotiomycetes, Eurotiales, Aspergillaceae. The transcript is spliced from 4 exons. Gene Ontology annotation, molecular function: S-adenosylmethionine-dependent methyltransferase activity. The record is from RefSeq and is a predicted model, not a curated record.
AUGCUGCCCUGGAUAGCUCUGUCCCUGGCGUUCCUGGCAUGCCUGGCUUGCGCAAAGCCGGCCGUUGAUGUUUUACCUCGAUUCGAUCGACGACAGCAGCAAAUCACUCACGUCUUCGUCACGAACAUCACAUUGCUCGACACGACCCCCUCUCUUCGACAUGACGAGGAACAGGUCCGUCUACAGCAUCGUCUCGAGCGGUCGCGCGGGAAAUGGGACUCGUCGCAUCCAAGACAUAGACUGUUGACUGCGUUGCAUGGAUACACGAGAUACAAGGAGAGACAUCUAGUAGAGACGAAGAAAUGGCGGGAUCUGUAUAAGAAUAUGUCGAAAAAGCAGCGAUCGCUGGUUGAAUCCACCGUGCAGUACACGCGCAAGCUCAAUUCCGUGGAACAUCUACUUGAAACGAACGAGAAACUAGCCAAGGACAUCGUUGCGCAGGGUCUACAGUUCUACAACAUCUCUCGGGCCGAGCUGGAUGAAUUCAUCAAACAGCAGGAGCGCCAGGGUCAGUCGACCGAUCGGACUAGCGUGACGCAGGCGAUGAAGCAUUUCGUGCGCGACUGGGCAGACGAGGGGUUCGACGAACGACAAGAGUCAUUUCCAUGCGUCCUGGACGCACUGAAACGUGUGCCCCGAACAAGUGAGCGGCCGCUCCAGGUGCUGGUCCCCGGUGCUGGAGUAGGGAGGUUAGCGCACGAGAUUGAGCAGCUUCAAGGAUUCGAAGUGACCAUGAAUGAAUGGUCGAUGUACAUGAACCUCGUAUAUCGAUAUCUGGCCAGUCUGUCGACGCCGAACAGCGCAUCCUUCCACCCAUACAUUGACUGGUGGUCGCAUCACGCCACGACAAGCGAUCUUCAGCGCUCGGUAGUCUUCCCAGAUCAAGUGGUCGAUCCGUCGUCCGUGUUGUUAAUAGAAGGCGAUUUCACGACGGCGUUCACUGAAGACACAGGGAAAUACGACGUGCUUGUGACGCUAUUCUUCAUAGACACUGCGCGCAAUCUUGUUUCUUACCUCGAGAGUAUUCACCGGCUACUCCGCCCCGGGGGCACGUGGAUUAACCUUGGGCCGCUACUCUAUGGAACUGCGCCGUUUCUCCAACUAUCGCUCGACGAGAUAGUUGCGCUUAGUGAACGGAUUGGGUUCCGGUUCGAGGAGACUGAGGCAUCGUGUGGGGAUAUCACUCUUCCGGGAUGUCCUGUUCGAGGAUUAGAAGUGGCAUACGGCCGUAAUGGCCGGGGAUUGAGUAAGAAUGCGUAUCAAGCGCAGUUCUGGCAGGCAACGAAGCUCUAA